AUGGUUGGCUGUGAUGGAGGGAAAAGGUGUAUCGUUAUGGCGAUGAAGAUAAUGAUAAUAAGGGUGGUUGAUGGUGUUGUGGGGGUGAAGAAGGCGAUGCAACCCCCCCCCCCCCUUCCUAUUCCAUUUCACUCAGCAACCCAACCACCAUCACCACCACCCUCUAAAACCCCUUUCCCGUUCAUAUUCUCCCCUAUUCUUUUCCCUCCAAAUGGACCGCCACCACCACUCCCACCAUUCUCCUCAAUGUCCACCACCCUCCCUUACCCACCACCGCCGCCGCAGCAGCAGCAACAACUUUCGAGCGUCACUCAUUACUACAUAACCAACCUUGGUCUUGGCUACGCAAUCGCCAUCGCUUUCGGAUUCCUGGUCCUCUUCUCCUCCCUUCUUCUAGCUUCAUAUAUCUGCUUCCGUCACCGUCAUACUCACCGCAACCAAAUUCGAAACCCUAACGGCGGUGGUUCCGAUAACGGCGUCUUCGUCCCCAGCAUAAUUUUCGUCGACGAAGAAAACAACGAAGAUCUGAACGUUGUUGUUGGACUGGAUCAGUCUGUUAUCAACUCGUACCCUAAGUUUCCAUUCUCGAAAGAGAUUCCGAAGGGAAUCGAAACUCUUUGCGCGAUUUGUUUGUGCGAGUAUAGAGAGGCGGAGAUGAUGCGGAUGUUGCCUGAUUGUAAGCAUUGUUUUCACUUGACUUGCGUCGACGCUUGGUUGAAACUGAACGCGAGUUGUCCUGUUUGUCGGAGCUCGCCACUUCCGACGCCGUUAUCUACUCCGUUGGCGGAGGUUGUUCCUCUCUCACACUACUCCGACGGUCGUCGCCGGAGGUGA
Lactuca saligna is the source of this 834-nucleotide messenger RNA. The record is from the annotation of a GenBank genome assembly. Lineage: Eukaryota; Viridiplantae; Streptophyta; Magnoliopsida; Asterales; Asteraceae.